This is a messenger RNA of Penicillium roqueforti, 3003 nucleotides long. Its product is annotated as DNA ligase (ATP) DNL4. The record is from RefSeq and is a predicted model, not a curated record. Gene Ontology annotation, molecular function: DNA binding; DNA ligase (ATP) activity; ATP binding. The transcript has 7 exons. Gene Ontology annotation, biological process: DNA biosynthetic process; double-strand break repair via nonhomologous end joining; DNA recombination. Lineage: Eukaryota; Fungi; Ascomycota; Eurotiomycetes; Eurotiales; Aspergillaceae. Bases 1 to 3003 code for a protein of 1000 amino acids. Gene Ontology annotation, cellular component: DNA ligase IV complex.
AUGGAUUCCGACGAGAUCCUAGAGCAGGAUCUCCACAAGCCAGAGAAAGAAGAAGAUUUGGACGAAAAAUACCCCAAUAGACCUCACAACCGGGCCCCGACAUUGCCGUUCCACGAUCUGUACCUCAGUCUAUUCAAUCCACUGAGUGAACUCAAGAAGAAACCUUCGGGGCCUCCUCAAGCUCGCCGGAAAGUUGGUCCCCAUGGUAAAGGUGCUACGAGUCUCAACCCGUUCGAGCGCCGGCGCGAUGUGAUUGAGCGCUUCAUUUCGCGGUGGCGCAAAGAGGUUGGCGACGAUAUCUAUCCCGCAUUUCGAUUGAUUCUUCCCGACAAAGACCGCGAUCGACCUAUGUACGGGAUCAAGGAGAAGGCUAUCGGGAAGAUGCUCGUCAAAAUCAUGAAGAUCAACAAAGAAUCAGAAGAUGGAUACAAUCUUAUGAAUUGGAAGCUUCCCGGUCAGGGCGCUACAACACGUAUGGCGGGUGACUUUGCUGGAAGAUGCUUUGACGUUCUCUCGAAGCGGCCUAUGCGGACCGAGCCGGGCGACAUGACGAUCGACGAGGUCAAUGAGAAGCUGGAUAAGCUAUCUGCUGCCACAAAGGAGGAUGAACAACUGCCCAUAUUGGCCGAGUUCUACCGGCGGAUGAACCCAGAAGAGCUUCUGUGGCUCAUCCGCAUUAUACUUCGGCAGAUGAAGGUCGGUGCCACCGAGCGAACACUCUUUGAUGUUUGGCAUCCCGAUGCCGAGAGUCUGUACAGCAUCUCUAGCAGCCUACGACGUGUGUGCUGGGAGCUGCAUGAUCCCAAUAUCCGGCUUGAGGGAGAGGAGCGCGGUGUCGCGUUGAUGCAAUGCUUCCAGCCGCAACUGGCCCAAUUCCAGAUGCAUUCAUUUGAGAAGAUUAUUGCUCGUAUGAAACCAACCGAAGAUGACAAGGUGUUUUGGAUUGAGGAGAAAAUGGAUGGUGAGCGUAUACAACUCCAUAUGGCGCCUGACUAUUCAAUCAAAGGCGGUCGGAGAUUUGGCUUCUGGUCACGCAAGGCGAAAGAAUAUACCUACCUAUAUGGAAAUGGCAUUUAUGACGAGAAUGGUGCUCUCACAAGGCAUCUAAAAGAUGCUUUUGUGGAUGGAGUACAGAGCAUUAUUCUCGAUGGCGAAAUGAUCACCUGGGACCCUGAACAGGACGCCAUAGUUCCUUUUGGCACCCUCAAAAGUGCGGCGCUGGCGGAACAACGCAAUCCUUUCUCAAAUGGUCCGCGGCCCUUGUUUCGUGUCUUCGAUAUCUUAUAUCUCAAUGGACGCGAUCUAACAAAGUAUACCCUUCGUGAUCGUCGCAAUGCGCUAGAGAAAGUUAUCCGACCUGUCCAUCGCCGUUUUGAAAUUCACCCAUACGAGGAAGCUACUAGCACUGCAGAGGUUGAAGCGGCUCUGCGGAAGGUCGUCGCUGAGGCAUCAGAAGGUCUUGUGUUGAAGAACCCGCGCUCUCCAUAUCGGCUGAACGAACGCCACGAUGACUGGAUGAAAGUCAAACCAGACUAUAUGACCGAAUUCGGAGAGUCCCUAGACGUUGUUGUGAUUGGUGGAUACUAUGGCUCGGGUCGUCGAGGAGGUGCGCUGUCUAGUUUUCUCUGUGGACUACGAGUCGACGACAGCACACAAGCAGCAGAGAAAUUCUGGUCCUUUUGUAAGGUGGGUGGCGGGUUUACUGCAGCCGACUAUCAGGAGGUGCGUCAUCAUACGGAUGGCAAAUGGAAGGCGUGGGAUGCGAAGAAGCCACCGACCACCUUUAUCGAACUGGCGGGUGGAGAUGCCCAGCAUGAGCGUCCAGAUAUGUGGAUCAGACCAUCCGACUCAAUUGUUUUGUGUGUGAAAGCUGCAUCUGUCGCAAUUAGUGACCAAUUCCGCAUGGGAUUGACGUUGCGCUUUCCUCGCUUCAAGAAAUUGCGCAAGGACAAGGAUUGGAAAACCUCACUCUCAGUUCAGGAGUUCCUUGACCUGAAGUCAAAUGCGGAGCAGGAACACCGGGAGAAAGAGUUCUCUGUUGAUCACUCUCGAAAGAAACGAGUGAAGAGAGCCACUAAAAAACCACUCACGGUUGCUGGGAACGAUGAUAAUGACGAGGUCCAGUAUCUUGGGCCUUCUGGACAUAUCUUCGAUGAGCUUAACUUCUUCAUAAUGACCGAGUCGAGCGUCCCAGAAAAGAAAACAAAACUUCAACUGGAACAACUCGUGAAGGCUAAUGGUGGCAAGAUUUAUCAAACCAAGACAGCCGGGGUAGACACUCUCUGUGUUGCUGAGCGAAGAACGGUCAAAGUAGCUUCCUUACAAAAGAGUGGAGAGCAAGACAUCAUUCGACCAUCUUGGCUUAUCGACUGCGUCAAGCAAAAUGAAAUAGAUGCAGGCCUGCCGGAUCUCCUUCUCCCAUUCGAGCCAAGACACAUGUUUUUCAUGACGGAGGAUAAAGAGGAAGAAGUCACAGCAAAUGUCGACAAAUUCAUGGACAGCUAUGCUCGCGAUACAACCGUCGACGAGCUCAAGGAUGUAUUCAAGCAAAUGGAACAAGACCAAGAGCAGCCCGAUCAUGCCCCAGACCCAGCAAGCGUUCGGAGAAUCGAAGCUCUCAUCCAGGAAAAAGUAAACGCCGGCUACACGGUUCCAUGUGGAUGGCUCUUUCGAGGCUUGAAGUUUCAUUUCUACUCGAGCGGGGAUGAGCAAGACGAAUCAGUCUCCGGAGAACUGAGAAAGGAGCACCAACGCCUCCAGUUCGCUCACAACACAGCCCGUUUCGCAGGCGCUGAGAACUCCAGCUCGUUAAAGAGCUCAGGUACCACACACGUGAUAGUCGACCCGGGGACUUUGUCUUCAGCGGACAUAUCUUCUCUCCGGAAGUCUCUGGCCGAAAAGCCGGGUGCGAAAAUGCCGCAUCUUGUUAGUGUGGACUGGGUGGAAGAAUGCUGGAAAAAUGGCACCUUGCUGGACGAGGAGAGAUUCUUGGUUCGGCGAUGA